Molecule: messenger RNA, 2712 nt
Organism: Sugiyamaella lignohabitans
Lineage: Eukaryota; Fungi; Ascomycota; Dipodascomycetes; Dipodascales; Trichomonascaceae
Gene: SWI6
Product: transcriptional regulator SWI6
Exons: 1
Coding region: 1-2712 (903 amino acids)
Cellular component (GO): MBF transcription complex; SBF transcription complex
Molecular function (GO): transcription coactivator activity; protein binding; DNA binding
Source: RefSeq, a predicted model, not a curated record
AUGAGUCGCAACGAUUAUUAUCCGGGCCAUAUUGUGGUUCAAGGCGACGCUAAUGGUAACUCCACCGUGACAGUUAUGGAAUCUAAUAGUCAAAGUCAUCAAAGACAAGAUGAAGACGCUAGUUAUAUACCGAAUGAACAGGACCAACAACAGUUGCAUAGUCUUCAACAGUCUUCAGCCCCCCACCUGGAACGAGUCAAAACUGAGCACAGACCCAUGUUCGAUAGUGACAGGCCAGCGGCUAACAGUUCUGGUCCUAUCCGUGCCGAUUAUACUUCAUCAACGGCCACGAUCCCUGAUGAACCAACACCGCAUUACGGUAAUCAAACCAGCCCUCAGGUUUCUCUUACUAGGACACCAUUGACUGCUAGCCAGUCUGCUAGUCAAUUUCUUCAAUCCCCCAGAAACAUUUCUCAUAUUGGCGAAGCAGUUACACCCAAUCAAAACCAACAAUCCCUCAGCGCCAGUCCACAACUUGACUCUAAUGCACGAGCCAAGGUUUCUGAUGAGAUAUAUACCGCUACUUAUUCUGGGGUCCAUGUAUUUGAAAUGAUUGUCAAAGGUGUCGCUGUUAUGAGAAGACGUCAUGAUUCUUCGUUAAAUGCAACCCAAAUCUUAAAAGUGGCAGGUGUUGAGAAAUCUAAGCGUACCAAAGUGCUCGAAAAAGAGAUUCUCACCGGUGUUCAUGAAAAGGUACAAGGUGGUUAUGGUAAAUAUCAAGGUACUUGGAUUCCUUUUGAACGAGCUGUUGAUUUGUGCAAGCAGUAUUCGGUUUAUGACGUACUAGAACCUCUUCUUAAGUUUGAUUCUACUAAUACUGGUAUGGAGAACACUCCUACCAAAGAACAAGCCAUGGCUGCCAAGCGUAAGCGUACGGAAAAUAUUCAUCAGCACCAUUUACAAAUGAGGAGUAAUUACCACCCAAUGCAAUAUCCACCAUCAAUCAGUUUCUCCCAGCCUCUCCAGGCGACUGGGACUGGAGGAAGCUUACCAACCCCUCUCUCUGUUAGUGCUUCUGCUGCCCUGUCGUCUCUAGGGAAUACAGUCAGCGGCACAGACAUUUCUACGGUAUAUGAAGAUGUGGAACAAAAAGACAGUAAAAGGCUAAAAUAUCCUGAAAACUAUGCUAGUGUAAGUGCUGCUAGUUCUAGCUCUAGUGUUGGACCAAAUAGCAAUGCCGUUAUGACAGCGACUCCUCCAACUACCGUUGAGAACGGACGAGCUUCAAGUCCAGCCCUCGAUAUACUUGAUGACGAAGGAGUUCCAGAUACCGUAAUUCCCAUGAGCCCCAUUCCAAGUAACGAGGAAAAUUUUGAUCAGUCCAGAGAACAUGUGACGCAGAUUUUCAUGGACAACGAGCAUGAUAAUCUCACUGAGAUAUUGGGUGGAUCGGACCUUCAUUCUGUUAAUUUCGAUGUUCCUAUAGACGAAUACGGUCACACAGCUCUACAUUGGGCUGCUGCAUUGGCAAGAAUCCCUUUGAUAAAAGAGUUGGUAAGAUAUGGUGCAAGCCCUCGCAGAGGUAAUUACCAAGGUGAGAGUCCUCUUGUAAAAGCAGUAUCAGUGACGAAUAACUCGGAUUAUUCUCGAUUCACCCAACUUCUCGAUGUUAUUUAUCCUGCCAUUCCACUAGUGGACAAACAAUCACGAACUGUUUUGCAUCAUAUAGCUAUUACUGCAGGAAUCAAGGGGCGAAGUGAUUCCAGCAGGUACUAUCUUGAGUCAUUGUUGGAAUGGAUUGUAAAGCGUGGGUCACGAAGUAAAAAGGGACGAUUUAGCAUCGGACGUUUCAUGAGUGAAAUUGUAAAUGCACAGGAUCAAAACGGUGAUACCGCUCUGAAUAUUGCUGCUAGAAUUGGGAACAAGAGCAUCGCCCAGCUUCUCUUGGAUGUCGGGGCUGAUGCAACCCUCCCUAACCGCGCUGGUCUUCGACCUGUUGACUUUGGCAUCAAGGUAAUUGAAAAUGCAGGAGCUUUGGAUAACAAUCUCAACGAUGAUGACGCUCCAUCUACCUCUUCUGUAAUGGCCGCUGCCAAUAAAAACAGCAAUCAUCCAGCUAACCAGACUAGUCAACACAAGCAAGAAAAACGGCAAAAAGUUGUGUCCAAUAUGGUUCAGUCGCUAGAGUCUCUGGAAAAGGAAUUUGAACAAGAGCUAAAGGUCAAGGAGGAAUUAAUAAACAGCAUGAGACGAGAACUACGGGAAUCAAACAUAAAUUUAACCUCGCGCAAAGAACGAUUAAACAGAUUGAAAUCUCUUUCCAAUCAACUGACGCAGUGGCAAAGAAGCAGCCAAAGCCUUGAACGAGCCAUCGCAGAGGAGGAUCGCAAGUUUAAGGAACAGACUGGUGACAAUACUCCAAUUGAACUGGAAGGUAAUAAUUUUGACGCAGAUCAACCUUUCAGAGUUUGGUUAAAUUCUGAUGAAAUUGUUAACGGAAGAAUGCCACCGGCUUUACUGAAAGCAAGAAUUGCCGCCUACCAGCAGAAUCAACGUGAGCUUGAAAAACUGGCCAGUGAUCUGAAAGGAAGAUCUACAGAACUGGAACACAAGUUUAGAAAGGUAGUGGCGAAGUGUACAGGUGUUGAUGAGGACCAAGUCGACUCCUUGCUUCCCGGUCUUGUUCAAGCAGUUGAGAGUGAUCCGCCAGAAGUUGACAUGUCUCGUGUUACUGGCUUUCUACGGAAAGUAGAUGAAACAAUGAUGGCCUAA